AUGCUUUCGCUUAAAACGUUACUAUGUACACUGUUGACUGUGUCAUCAGUCCUCGCUACUCCAGUACCUGCAAGAGACCCAUCUUCUAUCCAAUUCGUUCAUGAAGAAAACAAGAAAAGGUACUACGAUUAUGACCACGGUUCCCUCGGAGAACCAAUCCGUGGUGUCAACAUCGGUGGUUGGUUAGUUCUUGAACCCUACAUUACUCCAUCUUUGUUCGAGGCAUUCCGCACAAAUGGUGACAACGACGAAGGUAUCCCCGUCGAUGAAUACCAUUACUGUCAAUACUUAGGUAAGGACUUGGCUAAGAGCCGUUUACAGAGCCAUUGGUCUACUUUCUACCAAGAACAAGAUUUCGCCAAUAUCGCUUCUCAAGGUUUUAACCUUGUCAGAAUUCCUAUCGGUUAUUGGGCCUUCCAAACUUUGGACGAUGAUCCUUACGUUAGCGGCCUACAGGAAUCUUACCUAGACCAAGCCAUCGGUUGGGCUAGAAACAACAGUUUGAAAGUCUGGGUUGAUUUACACGGUGCCGCUGGUUCUCAAAACGGGUUUGACAACUCCGGUUUGAGAGAUUCAUACAAGUUUUUGGAAGACAGCAACUUGGCCGUCACUACAAACGUCUUGAAUUACAUAUUGAAAAAAUACUCUGCUGAGGAAUACUUGGACACCGUUAUUGGUAUCGAAUUGAUUAAUGAGCCAUUGGGUCCUGUUUUAGAUAUGGAUAAAAUGAAGAACGACUAUUUGGCACCUGCUUACGAAUAUUUGAGGAACAACAUCAAGAGUGACCAAGUCAUCAUCAUUCAUGACGCUUUCGAACCAUACAAUUACUGGGAUGACUUCAUGACUGAAAACGAUGGCUACUGGGGUGUCACUAUCGACCAUCACCACUACCAAGUCUUUGCUUCUGACCAAUUGCAAAGAACUAUGGAUGAACGUAUUAAAGUAGCUUGUGAGUGGGGUACUGGGGUUUUGAAUGAAUCCCACUGGACUGUUUGCGGUGAAUUUGCCGCCGCUAUGACCGACUGUACCAAAUGGGUGAAUAGUGUUGGUUUCGGCGCUAGAUACGAUGGCUCUUGGGUCAAUGGUGACCAAACAUCUUCUUACAUUGGCUCUUGUGCUAACAAUGAUGAUAUAGCUUACUGGUCCGAUGAAAGAAAGGAAAACACGAGACGUUUCGUGGAGGCUCAACUAGAUGCCUUUGAAAUGAGAGGGGGUUGGAUUAUCUGGUGUUACAAGACAGAGUCUAGUUUGGAAUGGGAUGCUCAAAGAUUAAUGUACAAUGGUUUAUUCCCUCAACCAUUGACUGACAGAAAGUAUCCAAACCAAUGUAGCACAAUUUCCAACUAA
This is a messenger RNA of Saccharomyces paradoxus, 1347 nucleotides long. It is a transcript of the gene EXG1, whose product is annotated as glucan 1,3-beta-glucosidase. The transcript has a single exon. Gene Ontology annotation, cellular component: extracellular region; cell surface. The record is from RefSeq and is a predicted model, not a curated record. The coding region runs from base 1 to 1347 and encodes 448 amino acids. Gene Ontology annotation, molecular function: glucan exo-1,3-beta-glucosidase activity. Gene Ontology annotation, biological process: glucan catabolic process. NCBI's taxonomy places the organism in Eukaryota, Fungi, Ascomycota, Saccharomycetes, Saccharomycetales, Saccharomycetaceae.